This is a messenger RNA of Tarenaya hassleriana, 1598 nucleotides long. RefSeq names its product taxadiene 5-alpha hydroxylase. Gene Ontology annotation, biological process: sterol metabolic process. NCBI's taxonomy places the organism in Eukaryota, Viridiplantae, Streptophyta, Magnoliopsida, Brassicales, Cleomaceae. Gene Ontology annotation, molecular function: oxidoreductase activity, acting on paired donors, with incorporation or reduction of molecular oxygen; iron ion binding; heme binding. Bases 123 to 1583 code for a protein of 486 amino acids. The transcript has 3 exons. The record is from RefSeq and is a predicted model, not a curated record.
GAGAGAGAGAGGAAUCAAAAUCAUUAAAGGCAUUUUGACUUUGGAUUUGUUUUCUCCAUAUGCUUCACUUAUAAAUACUCAAAAUCUCAGAAAUUCAUGCAAAGUUGGAACAGUAAAUAACAAUGGCUCUAGAGCUCAACUCCCUCCUCUCAUGGCUCUUCUUCUGCAUUGCUGCAACUAUCUCCAGUUCUCUUUUCUUCUUCCGCAAGAAAACCCAUCACCACGCAUCCUCAAAGAAGCCGAAAACCCUCCCUCCUGGCCAGAUGGGUCUCCCCUGGAUCGGCGAAACCAUGGAGUUCUACAAAGCACAGAAGAGCAACAAGCUGUUCGAGGAUUUCGUCCAACCCCGGAUUAGAAAACACGGCGACAUCUUCAAGACAAGGAUCAUGGGUUCACCAACCAUUGUAGUGAACGGAGCCGAAGCCAAUAGGCUUAUACUCUCCAACGAGUUCAAGCUAGUGGUCAGCUCCUGGCCGUCCUCUUCGGUCCAGCUCAUGGGCAAGGACUGCAUCAUGGCUAAACAAGGCGAGAAGCACCGGUUCCUUCGUGGGGUCAUAGCCACUAGCCUUAGCUAUCACGGGCUGGAGCCAUUAGUGCCUAGACUGUGCAAGACAGUUCGGUUGCACCUUGAAACUCAGUGGCAGGCCAAGGAAGAGAUCAGCCUCUACCGUUCAGCAAAAGUCUUGACCUUUACUGUAGUCUUCGAAUGUUUGUUCGGGAUUAAGGUAGAGCUGGGGAUGCUGGAGACAUUUGAGAGGGUUUUGGAAGGAGUUUUCGCUGUGCCGGUACAGUUGCCAUGUUCUAGUUUUGCAAGGGCAAAGAGGGCGAGGCAAGAGAUAGAGAGAAUACUCAAGAGGAAGGUGAGAGAGAAGAGAAUGGAAAUGGAGGAGAAAGUGUUGUCUGGAGAUCAAGUUAAGGAAGGGAUGCUUUUCUCGAGCCUAGUAGAAGGUUUGAUCAAAGGAGAGAUAAGCGAAGAAGAGGUAGUAGACAAUAUGGUAUUGAUAGUGUUUGCAGCUCACGACACAACCUCUUUCGCCACUGCAAUGAUUUUCAGGAUGUUGGCUCAUCACCCGAGUUGCCAUGACUUCCUCCUUCAAGAACAUGUUCGAAUAAAAGACAACAAAAGAGAGGGAGAACAUCUUACAAUGGAAGAUGUGAAGAAGAUGAAGUAUAGCUGGCAAGUUGCGCGUGAAACCAUGCGCUUAUUCCCUCCGAUCUUCGGUUCCUUCAGAAAAGCAGUUGCUGACAUCGACUAUGGAGGAUUCACCAUCCCCAGAGGAUGGAAGGUUCUUUGGACAACAUAUGGAACUCAUUAUAAUCCUGAAAAUUUUCAAGACCCGAUGAGCUUUGAUCCGACCAGGUUCGAUGAGACCGUACAGCCAUACACGUUUCUUCCAUUUGGAGGAGGGCCAAGGCUCUGUGCAGGCCACCAACUAGCCAAAAUGAACAUUCUCAUCAUUUUGCAUUAUGUUGUGACCCGUUACGAUUGGUCUUUGGUAUACCCGGAUGAGCAAAUUAGCAUGGAUCCCCUCCCAUUUCCAUCCCUUGGGAUGCCAAUCAGAAUUUCUCCUAAACAGUCGUAGAACAGUUUAUGUAUG